Messenger RNA from Eruca vesicaria subsp. sativa (arugula), 935 nucleotides. The record is from the annotation of a GenBank genome assembly. Lineage: Eukaryota; Viridiplantae; Streptophyta; Magnoliopsida; Brassicales; Brassicaceae.
AUCAGGGGGUUUUAUUAUCAGCAAUUAUUAUGGGUUGAUUAGUUGACAAAACUUACGUAGGUUGGACCAUGAAAUUUUUAUUUGUAUUAAAAUAAAUGUAAAUUUUUUAAGCAACAAAACUUGAAAGAAAAAACUAGUUUCCCUUCUACACUCAGGAUCCCUUACGUGUUGUCUCUGACAGCUAUGAAAUUUAAAAACGGCAGAAUGUGUGCAUCCGUGUGGGAAAACAAAAUUGAAACGGCAGGAUGUGUGCAUGACCAGAGAAGAUAGCGUGGGUCUAAAGCGUAAUUAUUCUCUGCCUCUUACAGUCUGACUACCUCUUCAGAGAGAGAGAGAGAGAGAAAAUGGGAGGUUUAUUAUCAUCUUUAGUGGGAGGAGAAACAGUUGCUACAGGGAAUGAAACGGAGCAUAGUCGCGUCACUAAGUUUAGCUCAUCAUCUCGGUGGCAGCUUCACUUCAACGUGAUGAAAGAUUCGAACCAGCUGCUGGUGAUUGACUUCUACGCAACCUGGUGUGGGCCUUGUAAGUUCUUCGAGCCUGCGUUCAUCGACAUGGCUGUCAAGUUCACUGAUGUUGACUUCGUCAAGUUGGAUGUCGAUAAGCUUCCCGAUGUGGCUAAAGAGUUCAACGUGACGGCGAUGCCAACUUUUGUGCUGGUGAAACAGGGUAAAGAGGUUGACAGGAUCGUUGGAGCAAAGAAAGAUGAACUUGAGAAGAAAGUUAUCAAACACAGGACACAGUGAUCAUCAAGUUAAGAAAAAACCCUCUUUCAAAAUAUAAGCCAAUGUGUAAAAACUAAUAUAAAUAAAAUGGCUUUUGUUGAUUCCUUCUUUCUUGUCCUCCCCAUGUGUGUGAUUUGAUUAAAAAUGGUUUGUUGAAAAAGUUUGAACUCUUCUAUAUGAUGAUAAUUAAGUUUAUGCCUCGACUCUUGUAUC